This is a messenger RNA of Nerophis lumbriciformis (worm pipefish), 3624 nucleotides long. The record is from RefSeq and is a predicted model, not a curated record. NCBI's taxonomy places the organism in Eukaryota, Metazoa, Chordata, Actinopteri, Syngnathiformes, Syngnathidae.
AAAAUGGAUAGCAAAUUUAAGGAAAAGAAGAAACAUCAGCACAAAAACAGUGGGCCAAAGGCGGAUAGAAAAAAAUUUAGGAAGCAGGGAGACUCAACAGAGAAGGAUGAACGCAAACGUAACCCCAAAGCCUUUGCAGUGCAGUCAGCUGUACGCAUGGCUAAAACGUUUCACAGGGCGCAGGAUAUAAAGAUGAAAAAACACCACAUCCCACUUGUUGAUCGGACACCCUUGGAGCCUCCCCCAAUAGUUAUUGUAGUAGUUGGACCCCCCAAAGUUGGAAAAAGCACCCUCAUCCGUUGCCUGAUUAAAAACUUCACGCGCCAGAAGCUAGGAGACAUAUGUGGACCUGUAACCAUCGUCUCAGGCAAAAAGCGCCGCCUCACUUUCAUGGAAUGUAGCAAUGACAUCAAUACAAUGAUCGACCUUGCGAAAGUAGCUGACCUGGUUCUGAUGUUGAUCGAUGCCAGCUUUGGCUUCGAAAUGGAAACAUUUGAGUUUCUGAACAUAUGCCAAGUACAUGGUUUUCCACGCAUUAUGGGUGUGCUCACUCACCUCGAUGCUUUCAAAAACAACAAAACAUUAAGGAAGACCAAGAAAAACCUGAAACAUCGUUUCUGGACUGAGGUUUACCAGGGUGCCAAGCUCUUUUAUCUGUCUGGUAUGGUGUACGGCGAGUAUCAAACACAGGAGGUGAAGAACCUUGGCCGCUUCAUUUCUGUCAUGAAGUUUCGUCCUUUGGUUUGGCAGACAUCCCACCCUUAUGUACUUGUUGAUCGCAUGGAGGAUUUAACCGACCCUGAGAAGAUAAGAACGGAUGUGAAAUGUGAUCGCAGAGUGUCGCUCUAUGGCUACUUGCGAGGCACAUAUUUGAAAAACAAGAGCCAGGUUCAUAUUCCAGGUGUUGGAGACUUUCAGCUUGCCGAUGUGAAUUUUCUGCCUGACCCCUGUCCGCUUCCAGGUGCUCAGAAAAAAAGAGCACUGAAUGAGAAAGAGCGGCUGCUUUAUGCCCCCAUGGCAGGAGUUGGCGGAGUUGUGUAUGACAAAGAUGCUGUGUACAUCGAUCUUCCUGCAUGCCAAGUUAAUCAAGAGAAAGAGGAGAUGAGACCUACCACGGAGCUUGUCCAGUCUCUUAUUGACACACAUGCGACUAUAGAUGCCAAGAUGGCUGCCAGCAAAGUGACGCUUUUCAGUGGCUCUGCUACACUGGACUCCACAGAUGUCGAGUCAGAGAGCAGGGAAAAGAAGGACCUCACUGAGGAGUGUAUCUGGGAUCCCUUGAGCCAAAGAGAGAGGAGAAAGGUGAUCUUCACUGAAGAGAUGGAGAAUGGCGAAAGUGAUGCAAGUGACUCCAGUGAUAAUGAAGACAGUGAGAAUGAAGAAAGUGAUCCCGAAGAGCAGGAUGACACACAUAAACAUGUCGCCAGUUUAACAAAAGAUGCUAAGGAUGGCCCAGCAGUGAAGAAACAGAAGCUGGAGGAGAAUAGCGACCUUAAAGAGGUGGCUGCUGAGUUGCCUGUUUUUGCUGACAGUGAGGAUGACCUCGAGAUGAGUGAGGAUGAAAAGGAAGCUGGGAGAGCAGAAGACUCAGGACAUUGUUCUGAAGAAGAUGGGGAUGAAGAAGAGAGCGGUGAUGACCAAACAGAUGAUGAAGAGCUGUCACAAGUGGAAGAAUCAAGUCAAACCACAGUGGAAAUGAAAGCGAGUGAAAUUGAAGAGGGAAAAGCAGCAGCAGAAGAAGAAUUAGGGGCUCUGCGUUGGAAAGACUGUCUGCAGCAGAAGGCAUCUGAGGCAUUUUUACGCCAUCAAGAAGCUAUGCCCAAUCUCCGAAAACUGGUUUAUGGUUCAGCUGUGGCAAAAGACGAGGUUAAUGACAAUGACGGUGACGAGGAGGAGUUGGGAGGACUCUUUCGCGUCAACCGCCCUCAGAAGAGUAGAAGCUUUCAGGCGAAUGCUCUUGAUUGUUCCCAUUUCAAGCCUGAUUCUUCACAUAACUGGGAUCUUGAAGAGAUGCUGAAUUCCAUCAGGGACUGCUUUGUAACGGGGAAAUGGGAGGAAAGCCAAGAUGCUGCCACACUUCUGAAGGAGAAUGACGAGAUGUUUGGAGAUUUUGAAGACCUGGAAACGGGCGAAGUCCACAAAGGUGAAACUGAGGCACAGAAUGAAGCUGAGAAUAGUGAGAGUGAUAAAAAUGAGGACGCUGAAGAGAUUCCGAUGAAGGUGGAUGAGGAUGAAGUCCAGAAAAACAAACGUUUGGACAGAAAACGCAGGCUGAAAGAGCGAUUUGAUGCAGAGUAUGAUGAUGAAGAUGCCACAUACUUUGAUGACCUGAAGGAGGAGAUGCAGAAGCAGGCAGAGCUGAACAGGAAGGAAUUUGAGGAUCUGGAUGAUGAGACAAGAGUGCAGUACGAAGGUUUCCGGUCAGGAAUGUAUGUCAGGUUGGAGAUCACCUCUCUACCCUGUGAGUUUGUCACCAACUUUGAUCCUCACUACCCCAUCAUUCUGGGUGGCUUGGGCUCCAAUGAGGGGAGCGCUGGAUACCUUCAGAUGAGAUUGAAGAAACACCGCUGGUAUAAUCGCAUUUUGAAGACACGAGAUCCACUCAUCCUAUCCCUGGGCUGGCGUCGCUUCCAGACCAUCCCCCUUUACCAUAUUGAGGAUCACAAUGGAAGACACCGUCUUCUUAAAUACACACCACAGCACAUGCACUGUAGUGCUUCCAUCUGGGGUCCAAUUACACCACAGGGAACCGGAUUCCUGGCUCUGCAAUCAGUGGCGGGAGUUAAAGCCAAUUUCCGUAUUGCAGCCACAGGAGUCAUCCUGGACCUUGAUAAGUCGGUGACCGUGGUAAAGAAGCUAAAACUCGUAGGCUACCCUUACAAGAUCUUUAAGAACACGUGUUUCAUUAAGGGCAUGUUCAAUACGGUACUGGAGGUUGCUAAAUUUGAAGGGGCGUCUGUAAGAACAGUGUCUGGCAUCAGGGGUCAAAUCAAGAAAGCUUUGUCAACGCCACCUGGAUCCUAUAGAGCCACAUUUGAGGACAGGCUACUUAUGAGCGAUAUUGUGUUCCUGCGCUCCUGGUAUCCGGUGUCUGUUCCACAGCUCUACAACCCUGUCACGUCUCUCCUCCUACCUGUGGGUCAGAAGGACACCUGGUCAGGCAUGAGGACACUGGGGCAGCUCAAACAUGACCUGGGAAUCCGCAACAAAGCCAAUCCAGACUCUCUCUACAAGCCUGUGGCCCGGACACAAGCACAUUUCAAUCCACUCCACAUCCCCAAAGAGCUUCAGAAGGCUCUUCCCUUCAAGAGCAAACCAAAACAGCAGCAACGCAAAGGAAAGACACCCAGAGACCUCCGGCGGCCCACCGUGAUCAGAGAGCCUCACGAAAGAAAGGUUGCAGCUCUACUCCAUGCUCUGAGCACAGUUCACCAUUACAAGACAAAGCAAGCAAAAGCAGCUCUACAUGCCAAACACAAGGAGUUCCUGCAGCAGAAAGAGAAAGACGAGGAAGCAAAACUGAAGAGACAGAAGGAAGCUCGUAAAAAACUCUUACGCGUCAUGGGCCAAAAGGACCAAAAGAACCAAAGGUCGAGCCUUAAGGGGGCAUCACAGGAUUACUAA